AUGAAUCCAAAUACUAUUCUUUAUGAACAAACAGUUCCAUUGAAUAUUUCGAUAAAAACUCGGUACAAAACUAAUGUAACUAUAGAAAUAUUAGUUGAUAAUUUAUUUAUUGAAGAAUGGAAUGAUUUUUAUUCAUAUGAUAAAUAUUAUCAUUCUUGUCAACCAUCAUUUUGUUCAUAUGAAAUUCAACAACGACGAAAUUCGAUUUCUAUACUAACAGAAAUCAUUGGUAUAUAUUCAGGAUUAACGAUUAUCAUUAGAUUUCUAAUACCAAAUCUUGUUCGUUUGAUUCGAAGAAGACAAAGACAUGUUCAAGUUACUACAACAUUCGAUCGAUUAAAUAUUCUUUUUCAAUUAUGUAAAACUAAAUUACUUGAGUUGAAUUUAUUUCGAAAUCGAUCAACUGAUUAUCAUACAGUACGAAAACAACUCAUAAGCACACGUUCAUAUUUAAUUACUUUCAUCCUUAUUUUAUCUCUUUGUAUUUUAUACACAUCAUUAACUAACAAACUCAUUACUGUUAAAUUUCAAUUCAAAGAUUUAAAACAAUAUGAACAAUUAUACAAUAAAUAUCCAAACACGUUAACUUGUUCAUGUAAUGAACUAUCAAUAAAAUAUGAAGAAUUUAUUCAACUAACACCAAUUUAUCAUGAAAUUUGUUCAUCAGAUUUUGUUCAACAAGAAUGGAUUGAUUAUUUAUCAGUUAAAGCAAAUAUCAAUGAUCGUAACUUUCAGGCCACAGGAUCAUUUCAAUUUCAAUCUGUAAGAUCAUUAUGUCGAUUAAUAGAAGAAACAGUGGAUUUCAGUUUAACACAACUUUACUCAACAAUAUUUGUCAGUAAUCAAUUGAUAUCGAGAGAUUUAUUUCAGAAUAGAAUCGAUAAUACUGUGGAUUUAUUUAUAAAAUCUACAGAACAAAGAUUCAAACACAUAUUUCAAACUAUUCGUGAACUAUUUCAUGGAAGUGCAGUAUUAACAACUCAUCAAACAAAUUGGGAGUAUGACAUUUUAUUAAAUAAAUUGAAUGAAUACGUAUAUUAG
This is a messenger RNA of Adineta ricciae, 1041 nucleotides long. Lineage: Eukaryota; Metazoa; Rotifera; Eurotatoria; Adinetida; Adinetidae. The record is from the annotation of a GenBank genome assembly.